Miscanthus lutarioriparius is the source of this 516-nucleotide messenger RNA. NCBI's taxonomy places the organism in Eukaryota, Viridiplantae, Streptophyta, Magnoliopsida, Poales, Poaceae. The record is from the annotation of a GenBank genome assembly.
AUGCCAACAACCAUCACCAAGCUAAAGAAACUGCAAUACCUUCGUGCUAGUACCACCAAACCAACUGAGGAACAACCAAUACCUGAUACUACCGGUGCACCUGAACCUACCGAGAAACAACCAACCCCAUGUACCACGGUAUCAUGGACAUCAUCUUUGUUCCGCAGACAUCGACAGCUAGAGGGUGUUGAGGUGCCUACUGGGAUAGACAAAAUGACUGCAUUGCACACCAUCGGUGUUGUUAAUGUCAAUUCUGCUCGGGGGAGGGCCAUCUUGAAAGAGGUCAAGAAGCUCACCCAAUUGCGCAAGAUUGAAGUGUCUGGAAUCAGUAGGAACAACAACAAAGAUUUCUGUUUGGCCAUCUCAAGUCAUGCACAUUUAGAAUCCUUAUCGGUUAGGCUCAAGGACAAUCAGGAUUGCUUGUAUGUCACCCUAGAUGGCUACCUUCCCCCCAAGAACCUACAGAGCUUUAAACUGUAUGGUCUUGCAGACAAGUUUCUAGAGUGGAUCAAUUAG